AUGAAUUCGCCAUCGAACCGGAUACUCGCUCAUUUGGCGUUUGCAGAUUUCAUAGUGUUGGUGUCUUAUAUUCCAAAUAACUUGCUGUGGAACAUCGACCGUUAUCGUAGUGAUUUUUGCUUAGCCGAUAGUUACGGGUGGACGAUGUUUUUUUGGUACAACGAUAUUUUCACAUCCACGUUUGAAUUCGUGUCUGUAUUCCUGACAGUGCAAUUGGCUGUAUGGAGAUACAUAUCAGUGGUACAUCCGUGGAAGCAGCGACAGCGGUGCAAUGAGAAAAUUACUCGUAAUGUCAUCAUUACCGGAUAUGUCGUAUGUUGCAUUUUGUAUGCUAUACCUUUUCGUUUGUCAUUUGAUAUCAAAACCAUCAACAAUAAUCAAAACACGAAUGCACAUUACAAAUUCACGAUCGAGGGACAUCUCAUUAUGCACGAAAUACGAAGCUACAUCUACGGACUAGUGAUCAAAUUAUUUCCAUCAGUUCUGUUGGUGUGGUUAACUUUCAAAAUCGUCUUCGGAUUAUCAGCGAGGAAACGCAAUCAUGAGCAAUUGACUGCAUCCACAAGUGCUCCGAGUAACGUGAAAAACUUGGAAAUGAGAAAACAAACCAAUACGUCAACGGUGAUAUUAUUGGCAGUUGUGAUAUCUGUUACAAUAGCUCAUAUUAAUACAUCUAUCACAUUUAUGGUAUACUACAUUCUGAAACUAGACCCAAAAACGUUGAUGGAAACUAGAAAAAUUGUAGACCAGAAAUCCGAACCUUCACCAUGA
This is a messenger RNA of Planococcus citri (citrus mealybug), 771 nucleotides long. RefSeq lists its product as uncharacterized. Gene Ontology annotation, molecular function: G protein-coupled peptide receptor activity. Gene Ontology annotation, cellular component: plasma membrane. NCBI's taxonomy places the organism in Eukaryota, Metazoa, Arthropoda, Insecta, Hemiptera, Pseudococcidae. The record is from RefSeq and is a predicted model, not a curated record. Gene Ontology annotation, biological process: G protein-coupled receptor signaling pathway. Bases 1 to 771 code for a protein of 256 amino acids. The transcript is spliced from 4 exons.